AUCCGGAGCUGAUAUAUUGCUGAACAGUGUGCGGAGAUAUUCAUGGACAAUAUUAUGACCUUAUGAAGAUAUUUGACGUUGGUGGCUCGUUUGCGGAAACGAGCUAUCUUUUCCUCGGGGAUUAUGUGGAUCGUGGUUAUUUCAGUAUUGAAUGCUUGUUAUAUCUUUAUGCACUAAAGCUUUGGUAUCCCGAUCGUCUCUUCCUGCUGCGUGGCAACCACGAAUGCAGACAUCUAACAGAGUACUUCACCUUCAAACGGGAAUGCCUCCACAAGUACUCCGCGACGGUUUACGAGGCGUGCAUACGCUCGUUCCAGGCGCUGCCCAUCUCGGCGCUCUUGGACGGAAAGUUCUUCUGCGUACAUGGGGGUAUCUCGCCCGAGCUGAUGAAACUGUCCGACAUCGACAAGGUUGACCGCUUUGUGGAGCCUGCAUCUGUAGGCCUUUUGUGCGACUUGCUUUGGUCGGACCCAAUGCCAGGUUAUGGCGAAGAGCAUAAACCUACAUAUGAACGUCCGCACGGGGUCGCACCCGGUACCACGUUCGAACCCAAUCACACACGAGGAUGCAGUUUCUACUUCACGUAUGAGGCUGCGUGCCAGUUCCUCGAGCGGAACCACCUCCUGGGUAUAUUCAGAGGGCACGAGGCUCAGGAUGCGGGGUACUGCAUGUCUUAUCCACCGUACUUUCCGGACAACCGGAAUGGGCUGACUCGUCUCGAACGCGUUUUCAGGUACACAAUGCACCGCAAGACGCCGACGAAGAAGUUCCCGUCGCUCAUCACGGUGUUCAGCGCGCCAAACUACCUGGACGCGUACCACAACCGCGGCGCGAUCAUCCGGUACAAGGACAAGAGCAUGACGAUCCGCCAGUACAACGCGACGUCGCACCCAUACUGGCUCCCGAACUUCAUGGACGCGUUCACGUGGUCGCUCCCGUUCGUCGGUGCGAAGAUCACGGAGAUGCUCCUCGCUAUCCUUGCGGUGUGCUCAGACCACGAGCUCGAGGAGGCGAGCCAUACGUCCUCGGAGGAGGACGAGGAUCGCGCGAGGACGUUGGCAGAGAUCGAAGAGGACGACGAGGAUCGCGCUCAUCCGAGCGAGAGGAGACAGGAAAUCAAGAACAAGAUUCUGGCUGUAGGCAAGAUGCAGCGCGUAUUCCAGCUACUCCGACAAGAAGCGGAGAGCGCUACGGAACUCAAUCCUUCUAUGCCAGGAGCCCUGCAGGCACCUGGUGCAUGGCCUGGCGGCUUUGCCCCACCUACUCCCGCGCCUGACGCGCUCGGCGUGCAGACCGCCAACAUGCGACGGUACAUCCGGUCCUUUGACGACGCACGGCGGUCCGAUAUCGCGAACGAACGACUGCCCCACUACGCGCCGGCCUUGCUCCCAUUUGUACCCGUGCCGAGCAUGCGACUGCCGGGGCUUGGGAACGGUGAAGAGGGCCAUGAGGAGCAGGUCAGCAUGGAGGUGUUGAUCCGGCACGCGCUGGAGGAGGAGGGUCUCAGUGAUGGAGGCGUCGUGGAGCGGCUCGCAGAGAGGAUCGCACGAGGGCGAAGGUCGGGCGGAAGGCCGAGGGGGUUGAAGCGCUUCGAAACUGCGCCGUGAGGAAGGUACUGUAAACAUCAUCGAACGACUGUCUGUUGUUGUACCGUGUAUCGU
Rhodofomes roseus is the source of this 1661-nucleotide messenger RNA. RefSeq names its product Metallo-dependent phosphatase. The record is from RefSeq and is a predicted model, not a curated record. Lineage: Eukaryota; Fungi; Basidiomycota; Agaricomycetes; Polyporales; Fomitopsidaceae. The transcript is spliced from 7 exons. Gene Ontology annotation, cellular component: calcineurin complex; cytoplasm. Gene Ontology annotation, molecular function: calmodulin binding; calmodulin-dependent protein phosphatase activity. Gene Ontology annotation, biological process: calcineurin-mediated signaling. Bases 63 to 1607 code for a protein of 514 amino acids.